ACUUUAUGCCUUAUGGCCUUAUGGCCUUAUGGCCUUAUGCCAUCGGCCACCAAAGGAACAGAGAAGAAGCGAACGAGGCUCGUGCUACUCGUCCAACGAUCUACGGGUUACCUGAUCUUUGUGGGUUUUAUGGUCAACCUUGGUUCAUCCUAAAUUUCCGGAAACUGGCCUGACUGUUUCGAAAUUCCUUUCAAACGGGAUGGAAUUUAAACGUUAAAUACCUGAAUCGUCCUUAUUUUCUCCGUUUACAUGGUUCGUUGUGGUCUGUAUUGAUAAAUGAACAAAGGUACCUAAAUACAUAUAGGUAUACAUUUGAACUCGGGUGCAGAACGGAAGACGGAUUAAUUCGCGACAAAAAUAAUACGAGUUGAAUUGCUUCGAAAGUGAGUUUCUCUACGAGUAAUACGAGUAAUACGAGUAAUACGAGUAAUAAGACAAUGCAUCAUCGAUUUCUCAGGCCUUCCUUCCUCGUGGCCGAGUACGAACGUCGAUCGAAGGCUGCAUUUAUUUGGGUCGCGUAUACCAGCAAAUUAUCUCCCCGAUCCUUCCGCUCUUACAACGUCUCUGACCCUUAUUCUUACUUUCCUAUCAGUCUUUAUCGUGUAUUUAUAGUCGUCUCGCGGUUACUUGUGUAUUGUUUUACCAAUACUCGUUGGAUUUUACGAAAGUGCCUGUUUUUCCAAAAUGUCGAAAAGCACGUCGUCGCGAUCACCAUCUAAGGAAAAGCAGGAAGAUAAGACGGAUCCGGGAGCUAGUAGACACGGGAACUUCAUGAAUUAUUACCAAUUCCAUCCUGCGGAAGAGCGCGUGCGACAACUUCCGUGUGGCGUGUGGCGGUCGGCUCAUCCGGACCGGAAAUACGUAGGCCUAGACGUCGGCUGUAACGCGGGGGAUUUAACGUUCGUGUUGCACGACUUCCUCGAGAAGGCUUUAUCGGCUGAUCAAGCAGAGAUCUCUCUGCUCGGCGUGGAUCUCGAUCCGAUCUUAAUCGAGCGAGCAAGGGAACGCAACCCACGACCAGAUCGUAUUAUUUUCGAGUGUCUCGAUUUUCUAACCGAGGAUCGUAACCGGACACUGUACGAAUACCUUAAACGGUUCGACAAGUCACGCUUCGACGUUGUCUUUUGUUUCUCCAUUACAAUGUGGAUUCACUUGAAUUACGGUGAUAAAGGACUGGUUGAGUUUCUACAGAAAGCAUGUUUGAUCGCUGAAAUGAUCGUGAUCGAGCCUCAGCUAUGGAAAUGCUAUAGAAACGCGUCAAGAAGGCUAAGACGAUCCACGGCAGAGGAUUUUCCUUUGUUGAAAACUCUGAAGCUCACCGGUGAUCCGGCGACUCACAUUGAAAACAUAUUGACGGGACUUUGUAAUUUCCGAAGAGUCACGGUUACAGUGGACAACGAGUGGAAACGAAGACUAUUAAUUUAUGCCAGGACGCGAUCAACGAUCGAUGAUAAGUUUUAAUUCAACUGUUGCUGCUGAGAAUACAAAUGAUAUUGUUUAGUAUGAAAGGCUGACGCGAUUAAAAGAUAAACACAAUUUUCUUAUCUUGCUAUAA
This is a messenger RNA of Osmia bicornis bicornis, 1555 nucleotides long. RefSeq names its product probable RNA methyltransferase CG11342. Gene Ontology annotation, molecular function: O-methyltransferase activity; RNA methyltransferase activity. The record is from RefSeq and is a predicted model, not a curated record. Bases 685 to 1461 code for a protein of 258 amino acids. Gene Ontology annotation, cellular component: cytoplasm. Gene Ontology annotation, biological process: miRNA metabolic process; negative regulation of pre-miRNA processing. NCBI's taxonomy places the organism in Eukaryota, Metazoa, Arthropoda, Insecta, Hymenoptera, Megachilidae. The transcript is spliced from 3 exons.